Messenger RNA from Lycium ferocissimum, 561 nucleotides. RefSeq lists its product as uncharacterized. The record is from RefSeq and is a predicted model, not a curated record. Gene Ontology annotation, molecular function: nucleic acid binding. The transcript is spliced from 2 exons. Lineage: Eukaryota; Viridiplantae; Streptophyta; Magnoliopsida; Solanales; Solanaceae. The coding region runs from base 1 to 561 and encodes 186 amino acids.
AUGGAAUUUGAGGGUAGUUGGGACAGAAACCUAGCCUUGAUAGAAUUCACUUACAAUAAUAGCUACCAAUCAAGUAUUGGCAUGCCUCCCUACGAAGCAUUAUAUGGGAGAAAGUGUAGAACUACUCUUUGUUGGAGUGAAGUUGGUGAAAGAAAAUUGGUUGGUCCUGAGAUUGUGCAACAAACUGAAGAUAAGAUUGUGAGGUUUGGCCAAAAAGGAAAACUUAGUCCUCGAUUUAUUGGACCAUAUGAAGUACUUGAGAGAGUUGGUCCAGUUGCAUAUAAACUAGCUCUUCCACCGGAGUUAGAUAAAAUCCACAAUGUCUUCCAUGUUUCUAUGCUUAGAAGAUAUCGCUCAGAUCCAUCUCAUGUUCUUCCUGUUGAAUCCAUUGAGGUCAGCCCUGACUUGACAUAUAAAGAGGAACCUAUCCAAAUCUUGGCGCAUAGGACAAAAGAGCUUAGAAACAAGAAAAUUCCUUUAGUAAAAGUCCUUUGGAGAAAUCAUUCUGGCAAAGAAGCUACCUGGGAGCAAGAAGAGGAUAUGCGAAUUCAAUAUCCAUAG